Messenger RNA from Bombina bombina (fire-bellied toad), 1455 nucleotides. RefSeq names its product cell division cycle 20B (gene CDC20B). Gene Ontology annotation, cellular component: anaphase-promoting complex. The coding region runs from base 1 to 1455 and encodes 484 amino acids. Gene Ontology annotation, molecular function: ubiquitin ligase activator activity; anaphase-promoting complex binding; protein binding. Lineage: Eukaryota; Metazoa; Chordata; Amphibia; Anura; Bombinatoridae. The transcript has 11 exons. Gene Ontology annotation, biological process: anaphase-promoting complex-dependent catabolic process; positive regulation of ubiquitin protein ligase activity; positive regulation of anaphase-promoting complex-dependent catabolic process. The record is from RefSeq and is a predicted model, not a curated record.
AUGAUUCUCAAUUUCUUUAUGACACCUGACAUAGGAAAGACCUCGUAUUCCAGGUUCAAAAGAAGCAUCAUGAGAAAGCGUGCAGCUCAGGAUCCCAUGGCUAGCAGCCCAAUAUCCACAAGGUGGCAGCAAAGCUAUGAAAAAGAACAGGAACGCACCUCUCACAGCCAGUCAACUGACUGUUCUGUUUCUUCCUCUGAUGAGUAUUGGAGGACCCCAGAGAAGAGGUCUUUAUUACCAUGUUUUACAGAAGUAUCCAACAACUGCAGCCCUGUCACUCAUAAACCUCCCAGAACAUUAGCACGGAACCUGACUCAGAAACCAGUGAGGAGGUUGCUUCUGCAUCAUCAUAAAAUGAAAUUUCGCCACCAGACAUGUCUUGAAGCUUUUGAUGACAAUAAGGAUGAGCCAUGCAACAGAUGUGAUAGCAGUAUACAGUUAUGUGAACAGGACACUUGCUCAUGGAAAGGUUGCCAAGAAACUAAACAGAAAAGAACAGUCGGUCGGACAUAUGUGGAAGAUAACUAUUAUUGUAGCAGUUUAAAACCCGAAGUAAAACUUCACCUUACCGGCCUUCACAACGAUUAUUAUCUAAAUCUACUAGACUGGAAUUUAGAAAACCACAUUGCUAUUGGAUUGAAAUCAACUGCCUAUAUUUGGAGUGGAGAAAACAAUACAUUAACUCAAAAAAUACAUUUACCUUCACCCUCAACAUAUGUUUCAUCUGUUUCGUGUAUAAAAGCCGGAGAUUGCUUAGCAAUUGGCACAAAUAAUGGAGAAGUACAGCUGUGGGACAUUGAAACUCAGAUGAGGUUGCGCAAUAUGGUUGGCCAUAUAUCAGUAGUCGGAGCCUUGAACUGGAAUGGGCACAUCCUUACCAGCGGCUCUCGACUCGGACAUAUACACCAUCAUGAUGUCCGAAUUGCGCAGCACCAUGUUGGAACUCUGAAUCAUAAGCAAAGUAUUUGUAGUCUCAGAUGGUCUCCAUGUGAGAAACGUCUAGCCAGUGGCUCAAGUGAUGGAGACCUCAAUAUCUGGCCCUAUGACCCAGGAACAGCUAUGCGUAAUGCGCCAUUGCACAGUAUAAAACAUCCUACAGCAGUAAAGGCUAUGAACUGGUGUCCAUGGAUUUCUGAAAAUCUGGCUGUAGGAGGUGGUAUGGGAGAUGGACACUUGCGUAUCUGGGAUACAAACACUGGCAAAAAUAUUCAUUCUGCAAGCACAAAUUCACAGAUUUGUUCCCUCCUUUGGUUACCUGAGACAAAACAACUGUUGACUGGUCAUGGUCCACCCAAAAAUCAAAUGACUGUUUGGCAAUACCCAUCUUUAUCAAAAGCUACCGAUUUGUCUGAACACAGCGGAAGAGUUUUGCACCUUGCUUUAAGUCCAGACCAGAAAAGAAUAUUCUCUGCAGCAGCCAAUGGAACAGCUUGUAUAUGGAAAAACAGCCAAUGA